Molecule: messenger RNA, 1137 nt
Organism: Miscanthus lutarioriparius
Lineage: Eukaryota; Viridiplantae; Streptophyta; Magnoliopsida; Poales; Poaceae
Source: the annotation of a GenBank genome assembly
AUGUCCAGAAGGUCGGUGAACCCGAGCCGGCGGGUGUCGGACGGGAGUCUGCCGUCCGUCGGCGGCCUGUUCCACCCCAAGUCACGCUCGCCUCCCGUGCUCACCUUUGCCCUCGUCGUCCUGGGUGUCAUCCUUCUCAUCGCCUACUUCAACAGCGGCUCAGGUGUAACUGUUACAAGCAGAGAGGCUGUGACCAGGUCUGAAGGUUCUUGCACAUCAGAAGUUAUGCGGGCACUUCCAUAUCUUAAAAAGGCAUAUGGCAAUGCCAUGCAAAAGGUUCUCCAUGUAGGCCCUGAUAGCUGUACAGUAGUUUCUAAUUUGUUGAAAGAAGGAAAAGUUGAAGCUUGGGGAGUGGAGCCUUAUGAUUUGGAGGAUACUGACAGUACUUGCAAAAGCCUCGUGCGCAAGGGCUUUGUCCGUAUGUCUGAUAUUAAGUUCCCCCUUCCAUACCGUCCAGAUUCUUUUAAUCUUGUUGUUGUGUCAGAUGCUUUAGAUUAUCUGACCCCAAGGUAUCUGAACAAAACGCUUCCGGAUUUAGCAAGGGUUUCCACAGAUGGCCUUGUUAUUUUUGCUGGCAAUCCGGGUCAGCAGAAAGCUAAGGUCUCAGAACUACCAAAAUUUGGAAGACCGGCAAAAUUGCGGAGUUCUUCAUGGUGGACACGAUACUUUGUCCAGACUGGCUUGACAGAGAACGAAGGGCCACUGAAGAAAUUUGAAGAGGCUACAUCCAAUAACAAAUACAAACCAGACUGUCAGAUCUUCCACCUAAGUUCACCAAGGCAGAAGCCCAUUGGUGCGGUUGUUUAUAUAUGGAGGAUUGGAUUGGUCUUCCUCAUCUGUCCUCUCCCCCAAGACCAGAAUCUGAAACCCAGAGCAACACCGGAUUUGCCACCAGCAGGGAGCAGGCAGCAGUUGUUUAGUGAGCGACAGAGCGGAAUCAUGGAGGGCCUGCUGCCGUUCCUGUACCGGGCCAUCCUCCACCUCGCCAACGGCGGGCAGACGCCCAUCGGCAACCCCUUCCGCAACGAGUCGCCGCCGGAGUCGCCAGCGCCCUACUACGUCCGCCUCGCCGGCGCCGGCGCCGACGUGCGGGGCUUCCUCUCCUCCGCGGCGCGCGGCUACUACGAUCGCGGGUGA